Belonocnema kinseyi is the source of this 418-nucleotide messenger RNA. RefSeq lists its product as uncharacterized. Gene Ontology annotation, cellular component: plasma membrane. The record is from RefSeq and is a predicted model, not a curated record. NCBI's taxonomy places the organism in Eukaryota, Metazoa, Arthropoda, Insecta, Hymenoptera, Cynipidae. The transcript is spliced from 4 exons. The coding region runs from base 1 to 405 and encodes 134 amino acids. Gene Ontology annotation, molecular function: olfactory receptor activity; odorant binding. Gene Ontology annotation, biological process: detection of chemical stimulus involved in sensory perception of smell; sensory perception of smell.
AUGGACCAAGUUUAUUCUGAUGGAUUAUUUUGUUUGUUUUUGUAUUCUACGAUAGAAAUUUGUUUGGCGGGAUAUACAAUUUUGAAAGUACUAGAGACUAAGAGUGAGUCAAUUCUUAAACCCGGUUUAUAUGUUCUUGUUGUAAUCUUCGUAAUUGGAGGAUUUUGCGCUGCCGGCGAAUACCUGAAAUCUAAGAGUGUGUUAAUUGCGGAGGAUGCAUAUUUUCUUCCUUGGUAUGAAUUCAAACCGACUGUAUGCAAAAUGGUAGUGGUAUUAAUUCAAAGAGCGCAAAUUCCAAUAUCAAUAACAGCGGGAAAAUUUGUAAUUUUGUCGAACUCCAGUCUUUUUCAACUUCUGAAGGCAGCACUUUCUUACCUAUCUGUACUUCGAACAAUACGUCAGUGAAUAAAAUAUUAUA